AUGGCGCUACUGGCUGAUGCAGCCGGGUUGCCAAAUCCUCGUAUCGAACCUGGGAAAAGGAGCUGGUGGGGAACCCAGAUUUCUGACAUUACGGUCAACGUUGAGAGCUUGGAAGACUCGGAAAGCCAACGGCUGGGGAUCUUGGGGUGCUGCAGUCGGGCAACUGGCGUGCUGAGAAGUUGUUGUGUCUGCUGCACCUUCGCAGUCCUGCUACCGGCGAUCUGCUUGGUAUUUGGCAGCGAGCUGGACGCAGCAACGUAUAGACUGGCUGUGAUGGCUGUUGGACUUCUGUUAUUGGCGAUCUCUUGCUGCCUCUGCUGCUGUUCGCUGCGGCACACUUGUUGUGAGGGCAUCUUCAAUCUGCCUGAGCCAGCGCCGCUGAUACCCCCGUUGUCCAAGACUCCUGGUGCCAAGCUUGAAAUCAAGAAGUUGAUGCUGGUAUACAAUCCCAAUGCUGGCAAGCGACAGGCAAAGAGGAUUCUGGAGGAGAUGGUGCUGCCAGGAUUGCAACAGCGUGGAAUCGAGUGCACGACAGUCGCAACUGAGAGUGUGGGGCACGCUCGUCAUCUGGGAAUGACGCUUCCACUGGCGGACUUCCAGGCCGUUGUAACGCUCGGGGGUGAUGGCACAUUCCAUGAGCUGGUGAAUGGAAUGUUCUCACGAGAAGAUGGUAAACAAAUCCCGGUGAGCCUCAUCCCAUUGGGGACUGGGAAUGGCUUGUCGGCGACACUGCGACAAAACAUUCGGCGACAGGGUGAGGAGGUGUCAGUCUGGUCAGAGAUGGAUGCGAUACUGGAUUGGUCUCUGGACAGGAUAUCUGCUGGCCAUGUUGCUCGCGUCGACCUGCUUGAGGUGGAGGUCAUGAACCGUCGGCUGCUGGCAGUGAUGAUGGUCUACCUCGGGCUCUUUGCUGAGGUGGACGUCGUCGCUGAGCCGAUGCGAUGGCUUGGGCCAGCACGCUUCGACAUUGCUAGCAUCCUCAUGAUUCUGAAGCAGCAGCCACAGACCCUCAGGUGCAAACUCACCUUCGCGGACGGAACGGUGCAGGACGACAGCUUGUCGACGAUCGGAGCAUGCAUGGGCCUGUGCCAGCAUUUCUCAGACAAGCUCCGGUCCGUUCCACAGGCGCAGCUCGAUGAUGGUCUGGCGGAGUUUUCUGUGCUCUCUUCGGGGGCUACGGUCGACCAGACAUUCGCAGGUUUUUUGAAGCUGCCGAACGGUGCGCACACCGGUGACAAGGAUGUCUGGGACUCCAAGCAGGUCACCAGUGCCGAAAUCAUCUUUGACGGGCCCGGCAUUUUCAAUGUCGAUGGUGAGGUUCUGGAGCAUGAUGGCCUGCUUCGCAUCCGCGUUCUGCCUGCAGCGCUUCAACUGCUCGUCGGUAAGGACGAAGCCUCCUCUGCCGGCCCAGCCGAGGAGGCUGUUCUACCCACGUGGAGCGCUGAUCCGGCACGCUGGCGGAUGCUGCUUCUCUUCAUGUUCGGGUGUAUGGCGAACCAGGCCAUGUGGAUUGGCUUUGCCCCAAUCGAAGCUGAUGUCAUGAAGGACUAUGGAGUAUCUUCAACAUAUGUGAACUUCCUAUCUCUGGUCUUCAUGAUUGUGUACUUGCCGGCCAACUUCCCAGCCUCAUACGCUAUGGAUGUCUUGGGCUGCCGAUGGGCCCUGCUGGUGGGUGGCUGCCUGCAGACGUUUGGAGCAGUCCUGAGGUGCCUGCCUGCUGAUCCCGUCACCGCCCGGUAUCUGGUGAUGGCUGGACAAGCACUGGCUGCUGUGGGACAGCCGUUCUUCACUGACAUGCCGCCAAAGAUCGCGGCAGAUUGGUUCCCUGCGUACCAGCGAGUGCUGGCAGAUACGCUGGCUUCGCUAUCAAUUUCUGUUGGUGCCGCCGUUGGAUUCAUACUGCCCGCGACGCUGGGCCUUCGUCAGAUGCUUUACCUCCACCUCGCCUGGUCGGCAUUGUCCCUUGGCCUCACCUUCCUCUUCUUUCGAGCGGCACCGGCCACGCCGCCGAGCCCCAGGAAGCACCACGAGGGCAAAUCCUUCGGCCUGGAACUUGCUGCGGCACUAUCCAACGGCAACUUGUGGUGCCUGAUCUUGUCCUUCAGCUGCAGUCUGGGAUCUUUCAACACCCUGAGCACCCUCGCUGCACAGCUCGUGGGCCCGUUUGGGUACAGCGCCGAUGAUGCCUCCAUCUUCGGUGUGGCUUGCACGAUCUGUGGUGUCCUCGGGGCUCUUGUUAUGUCUGUCAUCGUAGGUUUGACUGGGAAGCACAAGCCUGUCCUUACGACCUGCUGUGUGCUUUGCGUGCUCUUCGCGCUCCUUGCUGCUCUGACGGUGAUCUACGUGGGCGAUGGACCCGGGGGGCUGGAGCUUCUAGCCUUGGCCUUCGGAGGCCUUGGCUUCUCUGCAAUGCCCUUGAUGCCAAUCUCCUUCGAGGCGGCCAUCAUGGUAAGCCAGGCUGGUGAGGGCACGCUGGCCGGCCUCUGCAUGUCCGGCGGCCAGAUCCUGGGCAUAGGUCAAACUUUGAUCCUCGGACAGCUCCUCCAGAGUGGCCACCCGAAGAUAGCAUGGAUCAUCUCGGGUGGGUUGUUUUGCGUGGCCUUGCUCGCUGUGAGUUUGUUCGCCCCGAAAAGCAACUCCUUCCACUUGCCUCUUCCGGAAGAGUCCGAUGUUGAAGAGUCUCGGACUUCCUGCUCCUCGUGA
Messenger RNA from Symbiodinium sp. CCMP2592, 2703 nucleotides. Lineage: Eukaryota; Dinophyceae; Suessiales; Symbiodiniaceae. The record is from the annotation of a GenBank genome assembly.